CCUAUCUAGACGAACUUGCGUAGAUGCUACGCAUGAAGAAAAUCAUCCAAUCGCAUUUCACGUGCGUCCGUGGCUAUCUUUUGUUUAUAAUUGUUAUGCAACUGUGCGAAUCUGAUAAGCGCGAUCAAAAUUCCUUUCUUUUCGCGAAAUAAAGGCCUUUAAUUGGCUGGUUAUCUCGGACCUUAUGCGUAUUAUACAGCAGUCUGCAGUGCUCCGGUGCUCCCGUUUUUUACGACAUGAUAAUAAUUCGGAUCCAGAGCCUGGAUCGUCCGAACUCGACGAUGCCAUAUGCCCCUACCUAUCUCACGUUGAACUUUGUACUUUAAACGGUGCACAGAUGGUUAUAAUCCCUACCUUUUCACUUGAUAUCGUUUCGGAGCUAUUAUCGGUUUCGCACUGUCAUUUCUAAAGUGAAAACGACUUCGAUCCGACGUAGUAUCGUUCUUCAAUUCCGUCUAGAAAGGAGUAUUAUAUCGGUACAUAAUGAUGCUCAGCAAGAUAUUUAACCCGAGAUUGUACCAGAAAAUGGUACGAUCCUUCUCGGCAGCUGCCGAAUCUGCUCAAGGAUAUAACUUUGAACCGUCUGAUACUCAGAAGGAAAUGCAAGAAUUAGCGCGGAAGUUUACCAGAGAAGAGAUUAUCCCGGUUGCUGCGGAGUAUGAUAGAACUGGAAAAUAUCCAUGGGAUAUUAUUAAAAAGGCAUGGAGUAUUGGUCUUCUAAAUAAACAUAUACCACAACACUGUGGUGGUAUGGAGACUAGUAUUUUUGAUGGGUGCUUGGUUACGGAAGAAUUGGGUUAUGGUUGUACGGGAAUAACAACUGCAAUAGAAACCACAGGUCUUGGACAAACUCCAGUUAUCAUAGCUGGAACGAAAGAACAGCAAAAGAAAUAUCUUGGACGACUUAUAGAUGAGCCACAUGUUGCGGCAUAUUGCGUUACCGAACCUGGUGCAGGGUCUGAUGUAGCAGGUAUUAAGACUAGAGCUGAGAAAAAGGGGAAAGAAUGGAUAAUUAACGGUACCAAGAUGUGGAUUACAAACGGUGGUGUUGCCAACUGGUAUUUCGUUUUGACGAGAACAAAUCCAGAUCCAAAAGCUCCAGCUAACAAAGCUUUUACAGGCUUUAUUGUGGAACGCGAUAGUGAAGGUUUAACUCCGGGUCGUAAGGAGAUUAAUAUGGGACAAAGAGCAAGCGACACACGAAUGAUAACAUUUGAAGACGUUCGCGUUCCCGAAGAAAAUGUAUUGCUUGGAGAAGGGCAGGGCUUCAAGAUAGCCAUGCAGACUUUUACGAGGACACGAUCACCGGUCGCAGCAGGGUCUGUCGGUUUAGCUCAGAGAGCUCUGGACGAAGCAACGAAAUAUGCAACGGAACGCAAAACAUUUGGUAGACCGAUAGCGGAACAUCAAGCAAUAGCUUUCAUGCUAGCUGAUAUGACUAUUGGUGUUGAGACUUCUAGACUGGCGUGGAUGAAGGCAGCCUGGGCCGCUGACAAAGAUUUACCGAAUGCUUCAUUCCUCGCUAGUAUUGCAAAAUGUUAUGGCGCUGAUGUAGCUAAUAAAUGUGCCACAGACGCAGUGCAGAUUUUCGGCGGUGCGGGUUUCAAUUCCGAGUAUCCAGUGGAGAAGCUUAUGCGCGAUGCCAAAAUUUAUCAAAUAUACGAAGGUACUUCGCAGAUUCAAAGACUAAUCAUAUCGCGUGGUCUGUUUGAUGAAGCUAAACAAAAGAGCAACUAAAAAUUAAAUGUAUACCGAACUGAAUUGCAUCGUAAAAUUUUAUUUUUAUAUUGAAAUAUUUUUAUAUAGUGUAUUUUUAUAAGCUACGAAAUAAUACUUGUACGAUUAAACGAUUAUAUAUAGUAUUUUUAUUCUUAGAAUGUGAAUCUUUAUAUAUAUAUUAUACAUUAAUAUAAUAUAAACGUUGCAAUUUUUAUAUAAGGGACAUAUAAAAAAUAUAUAUCAAAUACGAAUUGUAUAUGCUGUGUAACUAUUUUGUAUGUGCUUUGUAACUAUAUAAUAUGAAUGUUCGUGUGAAAAUUAAAUCAUUAAAAUUCUUUUAGACUUAA
Messenger RNA from Wasmannia auropunctata (little fire ant), 2066 nucleotides. RefSeq names its product probable medium-chain specific acyl-CoA dehydrogenase, mitochondrial (gene Mcad). Gene Ontology annotation, biological process: medium-chain fatty acid catabolic process; fatty acid beta-oxidation. The record is from RefSeq and is a predicted model, not a curated record. Gene Ontology annotation, cellular component: mitochondrion. Lineage: Eukaryota; Metazoa; Arthropoda; Insecta; Hymenoptera; Formicidae. Gene Ontology annotation, molecular function: medium-chain fatty acyl-CoA dehydrogenase activity; flavin adenine dinucleotide binding. The transcript is spliced from 11 exons. Bases 484 to 1737 code for a protein of 417 amino acids.